Messenger RNA from Frieseomelitta varia, 764 nucleotides. Its product is annotated as chromatin complexes subunit BAP18. NCBI's taxonomy places the organism in Eukaryota, Metazoa, Arthropoda, Insecta, Hymenoptera, Apidae. The record is from RefSeq and is a predicted model, not a curated record. Gene Ontology annotation, cellular component: MLL1 complex; NURF complex. The transcript has 4 exons. Bases 66 to 605 code for a protein of 179 amino acids.
AGGAUAAAUCGAACGUGUAGGGGUUAUCAUUGCCUAAAAGAAAAAGAUUCCGAAAACGACGCGAGAUGGCAAUACUGUAUAAACGUUCCGCUGAUGGCGAAACACGAGCACAACAACAAACUGACAUGAACUCUGCGAGCAAGGUUGGUGAAAUUUUCACCGCAGCCGGAGCAGCGUUUAACAAGCUGGGAGAAUUAACGAUGCAAUUGCACCCUACAACAGAUUCACCGGCAGGUAAAUGGACUGACGAGGAAAUUGAGAUGCUCCGUCACUCGGUAAAGACCUUCAGCGAAGAUUUGAACAAAAUAAGUGAACACAUCAAGGGACGAACGGUCUCUCAGAUUCGGACAACACUGAAGAAGAAAGCUUUUGAGGAAGCUGGCGUUCCGAUCAGGCAACAAAUACUUUCUCAACAGUCGACGCAACAAUCGACGGUUCAGGUAUCGAAGCAGCAGACAGGAAAUCAAGGAUUAAUGGGAAAAUCGGCAGACGUAACAUUAAAUAUGUUAAACGCUUCGGAAUCGGAAGUGGAUGUUGAAGGACUACCAGACGAGUGUCAAGUGAAGCUCGAGUUCGAAGGUGCAACGGAGGAAGUAGCUUCCUAACAAGCCGAGCGAGAAUGAUGUUUCCAAAUGCGACUCUUUUUAUCUCGAUCUCUACGUAUAAGAUAAUAUAACAUACGUUUCAUAUGUUUACGUUUAGCGUUAAGUAACCAAUAUGUAUCUUAAAUAAGUUACGUUUGUUAAAUAGAUUUUUGAAAAUCA